CCCCGGGCUCCUGCCUGCGCUGCGCUGCGUCAGCGGGGAGCGCCCGGCGGUGCGAGGGAGGCGGCCGGAGCCCUGCGCCCCGCUGCCGGCCGGUCGGCCGGGGAGAAACUAACCGUGACUUUCCACCCCGCGCGCGUCUUUCCCGAAGCUUUCCCGCGGUUUGCGGGGAGCCAGUCGCUCCAGCAAUCAGAGCAAAAUGUACCUUCCGGGGACCAGCUGUUAGCAAGAAAUAUGCCGCAGUGCGUUUCUAACUGUUGUCCUGUGUACUCAGGCAGAAAUACAACUCAAAGAAGCGGGUUCCCGUUUUGCUGCCUCGCCCGGAGGCUGCAGAUCCCGCAGCUGCUUCUCUUGUGUGUGACCUGCCGCGCUCUCUGCUCCUUAGUGCAACCCGGCCUUGAAGGAAGUGCCAGCCUUGUGCAUCUUUUCAGGAACAGGUCAAACCAGGAGCAGGGCUAUUGUGAAACAGAAGCUAGCAUAGCCUCGUCUCUCAACUUUUGGACUCUCUCCUCUGAAGACCUUAUAGCUGUGUUGCCAGUUGAUCCUGUUAAAGAAAAUUAUGUUCGUAAAGUGAGAAACUGUAUUUUUUCAAUUGCCUUCCCUACGCCUUUCAAAUCAAGAGUACGUCUUGCAGCAGUUUCAAAGGAAGUUUUAGAAGAUAUUUUGGAUCUUGAUUUAUCUGUCUCAGAAACAGAUGCUUUUAUCCAGCUUGUAAGUGGUGAAAAGAUAGUAUUUGGAUCCAUUCCACUGGCCCAUAGAUAUGGUGGCCACCAGGUAAGAAUAGCAUCAGCACAGUUUCUCUUAUGUAAAAAUAAACAUCUGGUUGUAAGUGAUGAUGAAGUAUGGAGAGAUCAGUUCUACAAUGGGAACAUUGUGAAAGAACGAGGUGCAGUAGUGCUGCGUGUUGCAAAAUCAUGGUUUAGAAUUGGAUCGUUAGAAAUUUUGGCUCAUUAUGGUGAAUUGGAUUUACUAAGGUUAGAAAGACCGCUAAAAAGUGUUUGUAAUACUGAUAACUUCAGUUUGUUAUCCAUUACAAUUGACUAUGGUCCAUUUGGUUUUAUGGAGGCCUAUAAUCCAGAUUUUGUACCAAACACAUCUGAUGAUGAAAGAAGAUAUAAAAUAGGAAAUCAAGCUAAUAUUGGGAUGUUUAAUUUAAAUAAAUUAUUACAAGCUCUAAACCCAUUACUGGAUCCAGGGCAAAAGCAGCUUGCUGCUCAGAUUCUUGAGGGGUAUCCUGUUCUUUAUUACACAAGAUUUACAGAAUUGUUCAAAGCUAAAUUGGGAUUACUUGGAGAAAGGAAGGGCGAUGAUGAUUUAAUUGCAUUUCUCUUACAUCUCAUGGAAAAGACAGAAGCUGAUUUUACAAUGACCUUUCGGCAACUCAGUGAGGUUACGCAGAGCCAGUUACAGGAACUCAACAUUCCUCAGCAAUUCUGGGCACUCAAGACGAUUUCAAAGCACCAACUAUUUCCUGCCUGGGUAUCGCAGUACCUUUUGAGACUGAAGAGUAACAUGAAUGAUUCAGAUUCUGAAAGAAGAAAAAGAAUGACAAGUAAGCAGUCCUUUUGAUUUUUUCAACUUUAA
Molecule: messenger RNA, 1581 nt
Organism: Hipposideros armiger (great roundleaf bat)
Lineage: Eukaryota; Metazoa; Chordata; Mammalia; Chiroptera; Hipposideridae
Product: UPF0061 protein Fjoh_2793-like
Exons: 13
Coding region: 232-1566 (444 amino acids)
Source: RefSeq, a predicted model, not a curated record